CAGAUUUUGAAUAACCCAUUAAAAUAAGACCGACGACUUUAGAGGAGUUAUAUGAAGAACAAAAGGAGCAGAUAACGGAAAUUCCGCUUUUCUUAAUUCAACUGGGACAAAAGGUGCUUUUAGAUAUCGGGUUUAAGCAGUGAAGAGUCGAAGAUGUUGCCUAACGAAGAACUUGUUCCGGUGAAGAGGAUUACACCCCAGUCAUCGUGGAGUUGGAUUUCCAUAGACGCGACGGGAAAAAAAACGGUGCUUGACGUUGACAAAUAUGUGAUUAUGCACCGUGUUCAGAUCCACGCUCGCGAUCUCCGGAUACUUGACCCAAAUCUCUUUUACCCUUCUGCUAUUCUGGGUCGAGAAAGAGCCAUUGUUCUUAACUUAGAGCAUAUCAAGGCGAUCAUCACUGCCAAAGAGGUUUUGAUUCAGGAUUCGUCAGAUGAAAAUCUUAUUCCAACCCUGGAGGAGUUUCAGACACGCUUAUCUGUUGGAAACAAGGCACACGGUGGUCAAUUAGAUGGUGAUGUGGUUGAAGAAGAUGAAUCCGCGUUUGAAUUUCGGGCACUAGAGGUUGCUUUGGAAGCUAUUUGUAGCUUCCUAGCUGCAAGGACAAUAGAAUUAGAGAAGUCUGCUUAUCCUGCUUUGGAUGAACUUACCUUGAAGUUAACUAGCCGUAACUUGCUAAGGGUUUGUAAAUUGAAGAGUUCCAUGACCCGAUUGACAGCUCAGGUCCAAAAGAUAAAGGAUGAGCUUGAACAGUUGUUGGAAGAUGACGAAGAUAUGGCUGAACUCUACCUUUCAAGGAAGCUCGCGGGUGCAUCUUCACCAGCUAUUGAUUCUGGUGAACACAUUAAUUGGUAUCCUACGUCCCCAACAAUAGGUGCUAAGAUUUCCAGAGCAAAGAGCCAUUUGGUGAGGUCAGCCACGGUUCGUGGGGACGACAAAAAUGAUGUUGAAGAAGUUGAAAUGUUGCUUGAGGCACACUUUUAUGCAAAUCGACAGAACUUUGAACAAAUUAACCGAGCUACGCGAGUAUGUGGAUGAGACAGAAGAUUUCCUUAAUAUCCAGGUUAUGGAAAUUUAUUCUUUAUAUUUUCCAGAACUUUAUUUUUUGAAAAAAGAUUAUUUUCCAGAAUUUUACACAUGUUAUGUGAAAAUGUAAUCUCUCUUGUUUACUAAUAAAUGUAAAUUAUAACCAUCCGUAUCUUGCAGCUAGACAGUAGUCGAAAUCAGCUAAUUAAGUUCGAAAUUAUUUUAACCGCUGGAAGCAUCUGUGUAUCAGUGUACUCUGUAGUUGUUGGCAUUCUAGGCAUGAACAUUCCUUUCCCGUGGAACAUCAAAAAACAUAUGUUCAAAUGGGUGGUGAGCGGCACUGCAACAGUUUGCGCAAUCUUGUUCGUGAUUAUAAUGUCGUUCGCUCGGUACAAAAAGCUCUUUGGUUUUUGACGAUGGAAGGAAUUGAUACUCGUUUAUUGUAAUAAACAAAAAAACUCGUUUAUUGCGCAACAAUUCUUUUUUUGAAACCUUAUCCAGUUAUGAUUUUUU
Messenger RNA from Arabidopsis thaliana (thale cress), 1539 nucleotides. RefSeq names its product Magnesium transporter CorA-like family protein. Gene Ontology annotation, molecular function: magnesium ion transmembrane transporter activity. Lineage: Eukaryota; Viridiplantae; Streptophyta; Magnoliopsida; Brassicales; Brassicaceae. The transcript has 10 exons. Gene Ontology annotation, biological process: magnesium ion transmembrane transport. Bases 154 to 1038 code for a protein of 294 amino acids. The record is from RefSeq and is marked reviewed.